GGUCUUAUAGAUGUCGUGCGUCCGCAGAGUAAACGUUAGCAGCUGUAUCGGAAAGCAACCGAACUCCCGUCUCCCUCGCCCGAGAGAGCCAAACGCCUCGCAUCCCCAUGGACGACAUGAGAUCGAGGUCCUUCCACGACGGGAUGAUGCAGAUGGAGGCGUACGGCCGCCGGUCAUCAUCGGCGGCUCCGCCGGGACUGCACGACCUCAGGAGCUACAGCGCCACCUACUCCUACUCCUACAACGGCGGCGGGGGAGGCUACGGGCCUGACGACUUCAAGACCAAGACCGCGCGCCGGGGGUCGUCUUCCUCCACCAACGGAGGCGGCGGCGCCUGGUGGGGUUUCAGCGACCCCGAGUUCCAGCGGAAGCGGCGGGUCGCUUCCUACAAGGCCUACUCCGUGGAGGGAAAGGUCAAGGGAUCCCUCCGACGGAGCUUCCGGUGGAUCAAGGACAGGUACACCAGGGCCGUCCACGGCUGGUGACGGAUUGCUCUCUUUAUUGGGGUCGUAAGCAGAUGCAUUAGCCAAAGCCCUUGUCUCUGUGCAAAGUGGUCCCGUCGACUCUAGAGCAUCAUCGCAAACAAACUAUACUCUUAAUUGCAUGUAAUUAUGCUAUAACUAGUGUGUCUUAAAUGACUUUCUGUUGCCUAUCUGUGCUUUAUCUAUCAACACAAGUCACAGCUGUGAAGUUGUUGAUGACAUUUAUGCUUCAUUUAUGUUUUGCCUGCUCACUCUGCUCUGUUCUAUCACAGAUUUUAUGUUUAAUCUGCAAAGUAAUAAUCUUAUAAGACAAUCAGAAACUUUCAUGA
Messenger RNA from Zingiber officinale, 811 nucleotides. RefSeq lists its product as uncharacterized. The transcript has 2 exons. The record is from RefSeq and is a predicted model, not a curated record. Lineage: Eukaryota; Viridiplantae; Streptophyta; Magnoliopsida; Zingiberales; Zingiberaceae. The coding region runs from base 108 to 485 and encodes 125 amino acids.